This is a messenger RNA of Cooperia oncophora, 237 nucleotides long. NCBI's taxonomy places the organism in Eukaryota, Metazoa, Nematoda, Chromadorea, Rhabditida, Trichostrongylidae. The record is from the annotation of a GenBank genome assembly.
AUGCGAAUGUUGGGAUGUAUGACAUUCCCGGUGAAACGGCUGAUGAAGAAGGCCAGAGAAGCGAAUGAUGGUUAUUAUAUUGACGAGAACAUGACGAUGGAUGAAGUUGUAGUGAAUGAAGGUGGAUUUUUCCUGUUGAGCCCUAAGAGAGGUGAAAGGAAGAGUUUCCCCCAGAAUAAAAUCAGCAUCAAAACCUACUACAAUGACAAGACGUUUAGUGGAGAUGGCGCGUGCUGA